Aspergillus oryzae RIB40 is the source of this 1404-nucleotide messenger RNA. RefSeq lists its product as uncharacterized. Gene Ontology annotation, cellular component: fungal-type vacuole membrane. Bases 1 to 1404 code for a protein of 467 amino acids. The transcript has 7 exons. NCBI's taxonomy places the organism in Eukaryota, Fungi, Ascomycota, Eurotiomycetes, Eurotiales, Aspergillaceae. The record is from RefSeq and is a predicted model, not a curated record. Gene Ontology annotation, molecular function: basic amino acid transmembrane transporter activity. Gene Ontology annotation, biological process: transmembrane transport; basic amino acid transport.
AUGGCUGUCAGUGAAGAAACCCCCUUGCUGCACACCCGCCGCCAGCACAAGCAGAAAACCAAGGUCAGUCCUGUCCGCGACAAAAUAGCCGUGUACGGUUCAUUUAUCGGCGUUUUCCUCGCAGCUGCAGACGAAUCUAUCGUUCUGUCCACAUGGAGUGUGAUCGCCUCGGAGUUCCACCGUCUGUCGCAAGGAUCGUGGCUCCUAGCCGCGUAUAACUUUGGGUGGUGCGUGUCAUUGCCGGUGUAUGGUACGCUAUGCAACAUUUACGGGAGAAAGAAUGUUCUUAUCAGUGCUUAUGCGCUUUUUGCGGCGGGAUGCCUGGCUUGCGGGAGCAGCAAGUCCAUGGUUCAGCUGGUGUUGGCCCGAGUACUCACCGGAAUAAGUGCAGGAGGAAUGGUUUCGCUGGUAUCGGUCAUUCAUACUGACAUGGUUCCCGCCGACGAGGUAGCCCUGCUCCGAAGCUACGCCAAUGUGUUCAAUGUUGUAGGCCGUAGUAUAGGUGCUCCCCUAGGAGGUUAUCUUAUUGGUGCUGUGGGGUGGAGAUGGUCUUUUAUCGGUCAAUUGCCCGUGGCAGCCAUCUGUCUUCUAAUAGGACUGUAUGGACUUCCAUCAUCUUCAAACUCAACCAAGACUGGGGAUGCAGGGGGAGGAAAUGCUCGGCAUAGCAUUAUGCGGCUUGACUUUGCCGGUCUUGCCAGCUUCUCUGUCACCACCGUUCUCCUACUCUUGCUCAUGCAGGAGUUGAGCGCCCCUCCAGAAAGCCUCCAAAUUCCGCUUACGAUACUCAUCACGGCGUUUUGCACUACAGUGCUAUUGUUAAUCGUGGUAGAAGCAUACUGGGCUCGAACUCCACUGAUUCCUUUGCACCUCAUGAAGACUUCGCUGGGUGGGUUUUGUCUAAACCAGAUAAUGAUGAUGUCGAGCCGUUCGGGACUUAUGAGUAACUUGGCUCCAUACCUGAUUCGGGUCAAGGGUGCAACAAGCUCAUUGGCUGCGUCAGCCUUCGUGUUGGGUGCGGUUGGGGUGUCAAUUGGAGCAUUGAUCGCAGGAAAAGUUAUCAAAAGAUGGAAACGAUACCGAACCAUGACUGCCAUUGCCGUUUCUGGUGCUGUCCUGACCUACUUGCUCAUUUUCAUUCGCUGGCGAAAUGGCUGCCACCUCUGGGAAGUAGUGUAUCUGUUGCCCAAUGGUAUAGCCAUUGGCAUCCUUUUCACGACACAGUUCAUUGGCAUGUCGCUGGGCGCGCCGAACGAGAGCCUCACCACUUGCAUUACUACAUAUUACCUUGCUCAGCAGUUAGGUAAUAUCAUUGGACCGGCGAUGAAUGUGGCUGUUGUGCAACGCGUGUUUAUGAGAAAGUUGGAGAAAAAUCUAAACGGAUGGGAAGAGAAGAAGGUUUGA